Penicillium riverlandense is the source of this 1146-nucleotide messenger RNA. RefSeq names its product putative MFS drug efflux pump. The record is from RefSeq and is a predicted model, not a curated record. The coding region runs from base 1 to 1146 and encodes 381 amino acids. Gene Ontology annotation, biological process: transmembrane transport. The transcript is spliced from 4 exons. Gene Ontology annotation, molecular function: transmembrane transporter activity. Lineage: Eukaryota; Fungi; Ascomycota; Eurotiomycetes; Eurotiales; Aspergillaceae.
AUGGCCAUCGCAGGCGCUGGCGCCGGCGUCAACGAACUAACGGCGCUGGCCGCAACGUCGGAAAUGGCACCGACCCGCAAGCGUGGCGUCUAUGUCGCCGUGCUGAUCUUCACCAUCGUCCCUUUCUGCCCGUCUGUGCUGUGGGCCCAGCUCAUCGCGUACUAUAGCAACUGGCGCUAUGUCGGUGCGUUUUGUGGUGCCUGGGCCGCUUUCGGUCUGUUGAUCACGGUCUUCUUCUACUUCCCGCCGCCGCGGGUCAAUUCGAUGGGUCUGAGCCGACGCGAGAUCCUCAGUCGUGUGGAUUAUGUGGUCGCCUUCGGCUUCUGGGAGGUCUAUGGCGCCAAGUACCCAAUCUUCCCGUCCAAGCUGAAGCAAGAGCCUCGCACGCUGGGCCUAACGCUCGUGAUCACUUUUAUCUCAGGCGCAAACUUCUUCUCCGUACUGAUGUUCUGGCCGACGGAGUCGUUCAACGUCUACGGUCAUGACCCCGUUGCUGUCGGCAUUCGCAGUAUUCCCAUUGGGUUCAGCAUCUUGGGCGGAGCUUGCAUUGUUUUGACCCUGCUGAGCGUCUUCCGGGGUCAUAAUAAGGAGUUGCUGAUUAUUAGCUGCGGUGCCUUGGCCAUUGGACGUCUCGAUAAUCUCUACCAGCUGUGGGGAAUCCUCGUGCUCGCCGGUCUUGGAAUCGGCGGCAUUGUGGUGCCAGCUUCCAUCAUCACGACCAUCAUCUGCCCCGACGACCUCAUCGCCACCAUCUCCGCCCUAACCCUGUCUAUCCGCGUCGUCGGCGGCGGCGUCGGAUACGCGAUCUACUACAACGUCUUCAUCUCCAAAUUCGUCCCGCUCGCAACAGAAUACAUCGGCGGUGUGAUGGAGAUGGACCUUGGCAUCACAGACCCCAAGCUCAUCGGCGACGCAAUUGAACUCACGGGCGCAUCGCUGCUGACGGAGUUGAAAACGAUCCCCGGCAUUGGCACCAAUGAGACGGCGUAUAAUAUGGUCGUCACGGCCGGCCAGAUGGCCUAUGCGCAGUCGUAUAAAUAUGUCUACUACGUCAGUAUUGCUUUUGGGGCGAUUUCGAUCUUUGCGGCGUGUUUCCUGGGCAGCAUUGAGAAGUAUAUGACCGAUCAUGUGGCGGUGGUCAUGUAG